GAAUCGAUUCUACCUGAUCGUUUUUUUUCAUUACAUUUAUACAUUUUUUUAUUGAUUAUUCAAGUGAUUUUUGAUCCGUUUGUCGUUCGCCAGUGUCUCGCGGGACGUUACCGAGGUGAGACCUGUGUCAAAUUAUUGCGCGCGCGCUUCUUUUCUGUUUCGUAAAUAGUAUACGAUAUAAAAUAGAUUGUGAAUUUACUAUUUUGCGUUAUUGUAUUUGUAAGGAUAAAGUUUAUGUGAAUAUUUCUUAUUAGUUAUUGUGUAAAUAUUUUGUAUAGGUACUUACAACUUUUAAGACAGUAUAUUUGUGAUUGUUUUUUAGAAUGGCAAAUAAAAGAAAUAAAAUUAGGUGUAAAUCACAUUUGAAGGCGAAAAGAAUUGCGAAAGAAAUAUGUUCAAAAAUGACUCGAAAUAAAAAAGGUUUAUUUGUUGGAAAAAAAAACAAGGAGGAACAAAAACCGUGUAACGAUACGUCUAGUAAGACUCACGCAUCUUAUAUAACAUUAGAGCCUGUUGAUUUGCAACCCUCUGCGAAUAAGAUAUCGAAAACACCGAAUUAUGAUACUAUACAAGAUGUACUCCUACCAAUGUCUUCGUUAUCUGCGCAAGGACCAAUAGUACAUUCUGAAACUGCUCAAGAAAAUGAUGGAAAUGAAGGCGCAUUCAUAACUGAAAUGUAUAACAAGGAAAGCCAUUUCCAACCCUUAUCAGGACGGCGAAUAAUUGAUAUAAAUUAUUUUUUACAAAAAUUCCAAGAAAAAGCACGCCACAAUGAUCUAUUUGAUUGUAAAUCAAGCAACUUCUGCUUAGUUGGUGAAAGAAGACAUGGACUGAUUUCAAUCUUUAAAUUUGAAUGUAAUAUGUGUAAAGAAAUUUGUUCUAUUUCAUCUGAAAACACCAAAGAUACCGAGCAUGUAGAUGCUAAUAUAGCGGCAACCACUGGAGUUGUAGCCUGUGGUAUAGGUUUUUCUCAGUUUGAAGAGUUAUUUUCAGCAAUAAACAUUCCUAUAUUUUCUACAAAAUUCUUUAACCAAAUGCAAAAUAAACUUUAUAAGAAAUGGGAAGAAACUGCAUGUGAAACAAUGGAAGCCGCUGCCAAUAAAGAAAAAGAAAUUGCUAUAGCAGAUGGCCGGACCAAAAACGGGUAUGCUGUCAUAGAUGUCUAUGUGGAUGGAGCAUGGUGUGCCAGGUCAUAUGGUUCACACUAUAAAGCUUCAUCAGGUGCAGCAGCCAUAAUUGGCAGAAAUACGGGUGAAGUUUUGUACUUCGGUGUCAGAAAUAAAUAUUGCCUCGUAUGUGCCCGAGCCGAAAAUAAAAAAACUGCAUCACAAGACCACUUGUGUUUCAAAAAUUUUCAGGGAUCGUCUAGUUCAAUGGAAGCCGACAUAAUCGUUGAAGGUUUCAAAAGCUCAAUUUCCAUGUAUGGUAUAAUAUAUGGCAGAAUGGUAGGAGAUGGUGAUUCUUCGACCUACUCUAAAAUACUUAUCUCAAAUCCUUAUGAAAGUCAAAAUUUGACGGUUGAAAAAUUAGAGUGCCGCAAUCAUAUAUUGCGCAAUUUUUGCAAAAAGCUAAGAGCAGUCACCACAGAAACUAAAUACAUAUUGGCGCACCGAAAAACCCUCACAAAUCAAAAAAUUAUGACAAUGCGAAAGGCAAUAGUGAAAUCUAUUACACAUCACAAGGCCUCGCAGAGUCCUAAAAAUGUAGCAAUAUCCAUUUUGCACAACGAUAUUAUUAACUCUUUAUCUCAUGCUUAUGGGAAUCAUCAACUAUGUCAAAAUUACUUUUGUGAUAAAGAUAAAAACUGUGGCGGCGAACUGCUAAAGAUUGAAAAUUCCACAUUUAUAUUUAGAAUAAACGCUAUUGUGUCCAACGUGGCUUCAAAGUCACGUAGUUUGAUUGAAGACGUGAACACAAAUACCGUAGAGUGCUUCAACAGCGUUAUAGCAAUACUUACUGGAGGUAAACGUAUAAAUUUUGCUUUAAAAGGGGGCUAUCAAGGAAGAUGCGCGGCAGCCGUUGUUUCAUUUAACACAAAAUCUGCAGUAUCAACAAUACAAAAAGCUAUAACAAGUAACGCUCCCGGAGGUUUAGCUGAAGAAAUUGAGAAGAGACGUGCGAAAAAACGAAAAUUAAACAUGGAACACCCAGUAAAGAAACGUAGAGUUCUAAAAGAUUUAAAUAAAAUGCAACACGACUAUGGUCCAGCUUGUUCAUUGCCCGAUAUGUCGCAAAAAGAAUAUGACAAAUCAAAAGAACAUUUUCUCAAAAAUCUGGAAACACUAACAUCUGAUCGACACAAAGUAGAGAGGUCUACAAUAUUACAAAGAGACAGUAGCGAGUGGCUCGAAAUAAGAAAAAAUAUAAUAAUUGCUUCCAACUUUGGUCCAAUAUGUAAAAGAAAAGACACAUUAGAUACAGCUCCCCUCGUUAAAAACUUAUUGUACAAAAAAAAUUUGGCCCAUCUCACAUCUAUCGCGCAUGGAGUUGAGCAUGAGCAGCAAGCUUUGCUGCAGUUGCAGCAGCAGGAAAAUAUUAUCAUUGAGCCCUGUGGUUUAUUUAUAGAUAAAGAAUACCCUUUUAUUGGGGCAACUCCUGAUGGUUUAAUUGGAGAAGAUACUAUAGUCGAAGUCAAAUGUCCAAUUACAGCACACAAAAAAGGACUUUCUAAUUGUAUACAAGAAAACAAAAUAGAAAUUUUAAAAUAUAAUAUAAAUACUAAAACUGCAACGGUAAAUAAAAACUCAAACUGGUACUAUCAGAUACAAGGCCAGCUACAUGUGUCAGAACGACAACAGUGUCUUUUGGCUAUAUGGGCAGGCGAGAAUGAAAAUGUAUACAUAAAGUUCAUAGAAAAAGAUGAUUUAUUUUGGGAAACUAAAAUGAAACCGAAAUUGAUAAAAUUUUACAUGAAAUGCUUGCUACCCGAAAUCAUAGACAGCAGAAAUGUACGUGGUAUGCCCAUUAGAAACUUAUCCAUGCAAGAUAAUAACGAAAACAUUCCCCCUAAUGAUCAAGAUGAAAACGAAAAUGUUGAUCCUGAUGAAUCACAACCGAGACAAAGCACACGCCAAUUGAAUGUGAACGAUUUUUAAAGUAAACUGAUUAUGUUGGGAACUUCAAACUAUUUCAUACAACUUAGACUGUGAGACGCGAAUAAUCAGGCUUUACGUCCGACUCGAAUUUGAGUCGUAGCCGGGAAGUUCGCGACAAUUUUUGGAGAGUUCUUCUAGUAAGGAUUAGAUGUUUGUCGAAAUUGUAUUUUUCACUAAAACACAUAAUUUCAACACGCCUAUAGCACCUUCCCAAAAUUCAUCGCGAGCUCUUAGACUAGUGGAGACCUCGCACUUG
This is a messenger RNA of Leptidea sinapis, 3351 nucleotides long. RefSeq lists its product as uncharacterized. Lineage: Eukaryota; Metazoa; Arthropoda; Insecta; Lepidoptera; Pieridae. The record is from RefSeq and is a predicted model, not a curated record. The transcript has 6 exons. Bases 324 to 3095 code for a protein of 923 amino acids.